CUGCUAUCUUAAUGUGGAUAUUUAUUUUAAUUUAAUUUCUUACCCGCACAUACCGCACGGGAGGCUUUUGUGGCAAAGUCACAUUAACCUCCGACUAGUUAAUAUUCAUCUGGCGAAGUCCCCCCAGCACUUGAUGAAUAUUCAUGAGGUGGGCGAGGCCGUCCCCUCACUCCUCCUCCAGCUCCAUGGCGCUCGCGCAGACAUAUUUAUUUCUGCAAGCAGGAGCGCACGCGGCCAUCAUCCUCAUCGUCCUGCAGCUAGGUCUGCGAGUGACAGUCGCUCAGCUCAGUAUGGCAAACAAGAGCGUUUUGACCACCAAAGAGCGCUCUCUGAAGGGCAGGGAGGAGAAAAUGGUCGUGGCAGCAAAGCACGCAGCAAAUGGGAACCCCACAGUGGAGCCAUUUCCUGAUGGCAUGGAGAUGAUCAUGUUUGGAAUGGGCUGUUUUUGGGGAGCAGAGAGGCGCUUCUGGAGGAUUCCUGGUGUGUUCUCUACACAAGUGGGCUACGCUGGGGGCUUCACACCUAACCCUACCUACCAUGAAGUGUGUUCAGGUUUAACAGGGCACACGGAAGUACUGCGAGUGGUCUUCUCUCCUAAAGACGUCAGCUUAGAGAAACUUCUCAAAGUCUUCUGGGAAAGCCAUGACCCCACUCAAGGAAUGGCACAGGGGAAUGAUCAUGGCACACAGUAUCGUUCUGCCAUCUACACCUACAGCCCAGAACAGCAAGAGCUGGCCAUGAGAAGCAAGCAUAUGUACCAGGAGGCUCUAACUAAGAAAGGCCUGGGUGAGAUCACCACUGAGAUCCGAGAGCACACUGAAUUUUACUAUGCUGAAGACUAUCACCAGCAAUACCUGCACAAGGUGCCUAAAGGAUACUGUGGGUUAAAGGGCACCGGUGUCACAUGCUCUAUUGGAGGAGAGAAAGGUGAACUCUGACUCGGGGCACUCAGACAUUGUAUGCUAUUUUAAAGGGAUACUUCACAAAAAUGAGUAUUAUGUCAUUGAUUCACCCUCAUGUUGUUCCAAACCUGUAUGAAUUUCUAAGAAUUUAUUUCUAAUAUUCUUCUGCAUCAACUAAAAUGAAGUUAAUAUAUAGCCCAUAACAAAG
Messenger RNA from Sinocyclocheilus rhinocerous, 1110 nucleotides. RefSeq names its product methionine sulfoxide reductase Ab (gene msrab). The record is from RefSeq and is a predicted model, not a curated record. Gene Ontology annotation, molecular function: peptide-methionine (S)-S-oxide reductase activity. Gene Ontology annotation, biological process: cellular response to oxidative stress. The transcript has 6 exons. Gene Ontology annotation, cellular component: cytoplasm. NCBI's taxonomy places the organism in Eukaryota, Metazoa, Chordata, Actinopteri, Cypriniformes, Cyprinidae. The coding region runs from base 144 to 938 and encodes 264 amino acids.